This is a messenger RNA of Closterium sp. NIES-67, 2540 nucleotides long. The record is from the annotation of a GenBank genome assembly. Lineage: Eukaryota; Viridiplantae; Streptophyta; Zygnematophyceae; Desmidiales; Closteriaceae.
UCCACUCGCCAUAAUCCAGCAAGUUUUCGCCAAAUCGUGUUUAUUUACUAAUAGCCUCGUCAGCAGCCUGUAAGUCCUUCCCAACUUCUGAAUCCACAAUGAGUGAGAAGACCGCACUGAUGAGUACGACAUUCGAGACGGAGGGAUCGAAUAUCGCUCCCUCCGGUGAGUCACCGCAACCGGACCGCGGCGGCGACGACGCCAAGGUUACCGUCGCCAAAAAUCUCGUCUCUCGCGCAGGCGCCUCGCCCUCUAGGCUGAAACGGCCGGGGAAGGAUGGACUGAAGGGGACGGCGGAAUUAUCGGGUAGUUCUAGUAACUUACCGGGCUUGAAGGCUGCGUCUGGCUGGAACGACACCGAAUCGACGGACAAAUCGUCGGCCAUUUUCAACAUUCACGACCGCCCCGUGCGUGACGCGGCAUGGCGAUUCGUCUUCCUCGUGCCGCUCGUGCUCCUCGUCGCCACGGGCCUGCGGCUGCUCUUCUUCCCCACUACAACCACUCUAUUCAACCCUUUCACUCGUACUUCCAACAGUCCCCUCCCCCUCAUUCUCCUCGUCUCCCCGUUCGCCCUCCUCCUCCUCUUCGCCCUCAGCCUCCCGCUCCCCGUGUUCCUCGUCGCUUCUCUCCGCCGGAUGUCCGCGCGCACCCUGAAGGCGCUCGUUGUCGCCGCUGCCGUCAUCUGGGCGCUGCAAUGUGCCAGCUCCGCCGAGCGCUUCCUCUCGGCUCCGCCAGACGCGGCCGAGGAAGUGAGUCCCUUCCAGGAGCUCAUCGGCAAUGACCCUUUUUCUCUAGUAGGAAACGAGUUCGACAACUUGAACUUCAAGCGAUCGAGCGAUUUCUCUGUGGGCACUGACGUCGGUGAGCGCGCGGAGGGGGGAAUGGGUGAGAGCGGCGAGAUGAUGGAGGGAGGGAUGGGCGUGGGGGGCAUGCAAGGGGGCAUGGCGGGGGGCAUGGGAGGCACGGCGGGCGCACAGGAGGGAUGGCUGGAGAUUCCAUCUGAAGCCCAGGAGAACAGCGCUGAUGGCGCAGCACCAGAGGAUGACAGCAGCAGCAGCAGUAGCGCGCCCAUGAGUGGCAUAGGUAGGCGGCUCCUUGAAUCCGCUCUGCCCAGCGCCGCACACCCGGUGGUCGCCGCUACCGCCAGCCACGCCGCCCACUGGGUGCAUGGUGCCGUGCACUCCGCAGUGCGCCGCCGGCUACAAUCCCGCGUGGAUUCACUCGCCGGGGAAAGUGAAGGCGGGCAGUCGUCCGUGCGGGUCGUGCUAGACCCGCACGACCCACAAUUCCCGCAGUUCCCGCAAGUGCAGCAGCAGCUGCUCUCCAUGGCGCCGAUGGCACGCCGUGUGGAACGCCCCAUCGAUUUCCUCGGUUUUGUCUCCUUUGGGCUUCUCAGCGCCCUUGCCGUGCUCCUCCUGCUGCGCUGCAGCCACCACCUGCCGCUCGUCGCCUCUGUCAUCGCGCACACUGCUCAUGCUACCAUAGCCCAGGCCCCUGUCAUCCUCUUUCUGGCGCUGCCCUCUAUGCUCGCAGCUUUGCUCCUGGCCCUCCCUUUGAUAGACGGCAUUCUGUCCGGCAACCAUCUCGUUCUCUCCAUCCUCCUGUUCCUGCCCUUCCUCUUCGUUCUCCAAGUGCUCGCAACACUCGUCACCUACUCUGCUUCAGCAAUCUUUGCCCGUCUGUACGUCCCAAGCGGCGGCAGCAACUACAGCAAGGGCAAUGAGGGACUGCAGAGGGGAGGCGAAGGAGAAAAACCCGCCUGGGUGACAAUCAAGGGCCAGCUAGAGCUCUUCCGCUCAGCUCUUUCCCUCGCCUGCACCUCCUCCCUGGGUACCUGCUGCGCCAUUUUCGUCGCCUCUACCAGCGUCAGCAUCCUCAAGUUUAUCCUCUCCGCCCUCUCUUUCGCUCUCUUUGGCCAAGGCGUGCUGGGCUACCUGCUAGCUGCCCUCAUUCGCUGUGCGGAGGUCGCCUUACAGUUCUUCCUGCACUGCCUCGUCCUCCCCACCAGUGCCAUGAGCGGCCAUGGCUUCACCCGCUCCGUGCGCCUCUCUCUUGACAUUCUGCAGCGCUUUCUGGUGCCGAUUGUGGUGGCCAAUGCGGCUGCGCUUGCCCUGCUGGUCAUGCUGAUGGUACCGGUGUUCCUCAUCAACGCACUGAUUGGAUUAUUCGGGGGGGGGGCAAUUGUGGGACUGUACUAUGAGGACCUUGGUCCAUUUGCAUUCGUGUUCCUGCUUGGCAUACUCCUGAUAACCCUCGGGGUGUCUCUUCUCUCCAUGGCAGCACUCUCAUUUGUCCUCACUACAGGUGUCUCUACUACAGUGCUGUGUUUCGCCUGGGACCAAAAGCUUGAUGCACAAGAGGGCUUGGAUGUGACUGGCCUGGUUGGUGGAUGUUCCCUCAAAGCUUGUAAUGAGGUGUAGGCGACAUUAGAUUUAUGAGUUCUUCCAUUUCAUGUGUUUAGUUAGUCCUGUUACAAAUCCGAAGAGUUGUCCCCUCUACGAGCUGACCUAGCUAGGUUAUAACAAACAUACCUAACCUAA